Messenger RNA from Drosophila innubila, 783 nucleotides. It is a transcript of the gene TpnC41C, whose product is annotated as troponin C. NCBI's taxonomy places the organism in Eukaryota, Metazoa, Arthropoda, Insecta, Diptera, Drosophilidae. The record is from RefSeq and is a predicted model, not a curated record. Gene Ontology annotation, molecular function: enzyme regulator activity; calcium ion binding. The transcript has 5 exons. Bases 16 to 486 code for a protein of 156 amino acids.
UAAAACUCAAUAAAGAUGGGCAACGCAACAAUGGACGAACUAUCAAAGGAACAGAUUGCACUGCUGCAAAAUGCAUUCAACGCAUUCGAUCCGGAGAAGAAUGGAUACAUCAACACGCCUAUGGUUGGAACCAUCUUGAGUAUGCUGGGACAUCAGUUAGAUGAAGCGACAUUAGCGGAAAUUAUAGCUGAGGUCGAUGAGGAUGGCUCUGGGCAAAUUGAAUUCGAGGAAUUCACAACGUUGGCUGCCCGUUUCCUCGUUGAGGAGGAUGCGGAAGCCAUGUUGGCCGAAUUGAAGGAGGCCUUCAGGUUGUAUGACAAGGAGGGUAAUGGUUAUAUCACAACCGGGGUUCUUCGGGAGAUUCUUCGCGAGUUGGACGACAAGCUGACGAACGAUGACCUCGACAUGAUGAUAGAGGAAAUCGAUUCUGAUGGCUCCGGCACCGUGGACUUUGACGAAUUUAUGGAAGUUAUGACCGGAGAUUGAAUUUUAUCGGCCGCCUUAUCUCUCAAGCUUAUACCGAAAGUUGUCUUCUCGAAUCCAGUUCUAAAACAGGUCUCCAGUAUUUUUUUUAGAAAUAUACUAAAAUUAAGUUUUCUAUUGUCUGUAAAUACAAAUUUGUAUGUGUAUAUCUUUUGAGUUUAAUGCAUCCUUAUUUUAGUAAUAACCUUUUGAAAAAAAAACUAGACCUUUCCUCACCACAGCUCAUUUGUAAUAAAGUUAUCAAAAAAAUUCAAAAUUAAAAUUACAUUACGAAUAAAAGCGAAGAUUCCUUGCAAUUUA